Messenger RNA from Argiope bruennichi, 1500 nucleotides. RefSeq names its product protein obstructor-E-like (gene Gasp). The coding region runs from base 127 to 816 and encodes 229 amino acids. NCBI's taxonomy places the organism in Eukaryota, Metazoa, Arthropoda, Arachnida, Araneae, Araneidae. The transcript is spliced from 5 exons. Gene Ontology annotation, molecular function: chitin binding. Gene Ontology annotation, cellular component: extracellular region. The record is from RefSeq and is a predicted model, not a curated record.
GCUAUCCUCCACAUUUUCGCAACGAACGCUCCGAAAGGAAAGUCGUUCUCUAUUAGCUUCGCUUGGAACACGCUUCUCUCUCACUGGGGAACUAAAAGCCGAUCCCUUUUAUUUUAUAUAGAAAAAAUGAACGCUUUCCUGAUAUUGGUUGCACUGGCAGGAGUUGUCUCCGCCCAACGAGAUGACUUCGACUGCCCCGACAACUUCGGCUUCUACCCUCACUACCGCAGCUGCGACAAGUACUGGGCUUGCGAAAAUGGAACGGCGACCCUAAAGAUCUGCGGAAAUGGUCUCGUGUUCGAUGACGCCGAUCCCCUCAGAGAAAACUGCGCCUACCCCUUCAGCGUCAACUGCGGAGACAGGACAGACCUCGAGCCUCCAAUAAGCACCCCCAACUGCCCUCGACUCUACGGUAUCUACGAAAACAAAGAAAACUGCCGAAUCUUCUACUCCUGCUGGAACGGCGAAGCCUCCAGAUACGAAUGCCCACCCGGCCUUGCCUACGACAGCGAACAACGCGUGUGCGUAUGGGCUGAUCUUGUAGAGAGGUGCGACCAACUCGAAGUUGCCGAAGGAUUCGUCUGCCCUGACCCAUCCGAUGUUGACCAACCCGGCCUUUACAGCCGUCACGCUCACCCCACUGACUGCAGGAAAUUCUAUGUCUGCAUUGAAGGAACCGCCAGGCCCUACGGAUGCAGUUUGGGAACCGUCUUCAACGUAGACAGUCUGCAGUGUGAUGAGCCCGAAAACGUUCCAGGAUGCGAAAACUACUACGGAGAUCUCGACGUAAAGACACUGAAGAAAGCACAGGGUUGAGUGAAAUCUUUGUAGAUAAUCUUGGAUUUUGGGCAACUCAAAACCGUGCCUUCCAGUCAAAGAUCUUCCGCUUUCUAUUCCAUCCAUCUCCUGUACAUUCCAUUUAAACGAAACACUGCACUAUUCAUCCAAUUAUGGGACUAGAAAAAUAGAACUUCAAAUUAUUAUUAUUAUUAUUACUAUUAUUUACUCCUCAGUGUUAUAUAUGCAGAGCGUGUCAUCAUUUUUCAGAAGAAACUAAAUUGAAAUAAGUUAUUUGUUUUGAGUUACUGGAGGUUAUUUACCACACCUGCGCAGCAAGUAGAGCUUGCUAAAAUAUUAACACGUAACUUGCGUUUCCAAUUAUAGUCUAAAAUUCAAUUCGAAAUUGGAAUUAACCGUCUUCCUUGUGAUUUUACACCCUGGAUUUUACAACAGUGCCCACUGCGCAGAUUUAAAAGUGCCAACGCUAGCUUAUUAUUAUUUUUGUCUCUUAUAUAUGAUCAGUUCGUAAGCAUUGGUCAUAAUAAUUUUUUAAAAAUAAUAAUGUCUCGAUUUACUAAAAGUUUGAUUUUUUUUUUGUACGAUGUCGAGUCAUGGCAUUCAGAGUUUACUUCCUUUACUUGGAAAAAAACUGUGAUGACAAGUGAAUGUAAAUGGUUUACAUUUUGUUUGGUGUAAAUAAAGAUUUCUAAAAAAAAAGUA